GUUUUUUUUCUCUUUCUUUCUUCUUCUUUGUAAUUUCUUGCAAUGAGCACAGCGUUAGCAUCCAAACGUCGCUUUGACGCCGUGGAUGCAUCGCCGCCGUCGUCGCCUUCGGGCUCGGCGGGUGGCUUUGGUGUCGCCUCGCAUUACCAGCACAACAGCUCGCCCACGUUGGGACGGCGCCUGGGCAUGAUGACGGCAGCGGCGACGACGAUGCCCGCGGCGCUGCCAUAUGGGAUCGAUGACGUGUCGUCGUCCAUGCUUGGCCACAGCCUGCCCCACACUUCCACACACAUGCCACAAGGGCCACUGGGCGGCGGCAUGGCGCUGACAUCCUCGGCCUCGUCGUUGGCCAUGGCGUCAGCAGCAGCUUCGCCGCUCUUCCGCCAAGCCAGCUCGCAGUACCUCUCCUCCUCAUCCUCCCCUGCCGCCGCCGGCCAAGCACCCCACCAGCAGCUCUCCAAGCGGUCACGGCAGAUGGACGGGAGCAACAACGGCCCCGUCUCGCCCAUGUUUGCCUCCAUGCAGCUCAUCUCGCGGCGGUCGCACGACUCUGCCUUUGCCUCCUCCACCUCCAGCGACCCAGUGGACAAAUAUAUCGCCGGCUCAAAGCGGGUGCGGAAUCACAUUCAGGAAGACGCGUCCGUCAUGCGUCCGCCACCAGAAGAGGAGCAGCAGUACUUUACACUUAGCGAGGUUAAAUCUAUUCUUGAGCGGGCGCUCGAGGAUCGCGAGAAUCAACUUCGAGCUGAAUACGACAUUACAUUGCAGCAAAAGCUGAGUGAGCAAUUCAAUUCGUUUUCAAAGUUCAACGAGGACCACAUUCAUCGGCAACUCAAAGAGUCGACUUGGUCUUACAUGUCGUAAAAUGGUUGGAGCGAACGUAUCUACCGCGCCUGCAGGUCGUUUCGCUUUGAUUCUCUGUUGUUUGGUUGAACUGCUUUUUCGAUCUCGUUGCUCUUCCCCCGUUUUUUUUUUCGGGCGGGGGGGGGGGCAACUCGUUUUCAAUCUCCAUUUUGUAUCCAUGAAGCACAUACAAUGAAUUCGAACGCUCUCGCACAACGUCGGCUGAAAUUACAAAUAACUUUGGAC
This is a messenger RNA of Capsaspora owczarzaki ATCC 30864, 1089 nucleotides long. RefSeq lists its product as hypothetical. Gene Ontology annotation, biological process: positive regulation of transcription by RNA polymerase II; positive regulation of innate immune response. Lineage: Eukaryota; Filasterea; Ministeriida; Capsasporidae. The transcript is spliced from 4 exons. Gene Ontology annotation, cellular component: nucleus; chromatin. Gene Ontology annotation, molecular function: transcription coregulator activity. The coding region runs from base 43 to 864 and encodes 273 amino acids. The record is from RefSeq and is a predicted model, not a curated record.